AUGACAAAAGUUCAAAACCGCCGUCUUCAAGCAACAAAAUACGAUUUCCGUAAGCGAAAUCCUACAACCCAUGAAGUUCAGAUCAGUAUGCACAAAACAAAGAAGAUUGACAGCCAUGAAAAGGAUGUUGACAGGCUUAGUAAUUUGCCUGAUGAUAUCAUCCGCCGCAUCCUCUCUUUGAUGGACACAAGAUCGGCGGUAAAAACUUGCGUGUUGUCUAAGCAGUGGGAGCAUUAUUGGACUGAAAUCGAAAGUAUUAAAUUUGACGACAAAACCUUCAAUAAGUGGAGAGAUUAUGCAAAAUAUAUCCGGUGUGUGUUACGGCGUCGGAAGCCUUUUCGUCUCCAUAGCCUUACGUAUAAUUGCAGCGGGAGAAAAGACAAAUCCCUUGUCAGCAGAAUUUUCAAUUAUGCCAAGAAAUACAAUGUUGAAGUACUUGACACAGAUGUAUCCACUUUCUCUCCACGGUUUUACGAGUGUAAAACUUUGAAGACACUCAUAGUUGGUCCAAUUAUGCCAAAUCCUUUUGAUUUUGAAUCUUUAACAACUUUACAGCUCGUUGGAGUAUGGUUAUAUAAUGUAAAUCCCAAUCAUGAUCUCUUCUCGAGUUGUUUGAAUCUCAAGAACCUAAUAUUAAUCAAUUGUCAGAUCCCCUUGGACAGUUACAACAUUUGUGCUCCAGAGCUGGCUAAGUUGACUGUUUCAAAUAUUGCAGAUUGUACUUCUAACAAUAAAACCCUUGUGAUAUCUGCACCAAAACUUAAAAUCUUCGAAUUCAGUGGGAUGUAUCCUCUAGUACUGAGAAGUGAUGACUGUUUACGUUUUGAUAUAGUGGAUAUUCAAUUUUCACUUCCACCAACCGAUUCCCUUGAGGAAUAUAAUUUGAAGAAUCCGUACAUAUCUGGUCUGAUAGCCAUGGCUGAAGGGUUCGAUCACGCAAAGUCAGUCACAAUAUCAUUCAAAUUUUCAAAGGGGAAAUUGGUAUUGCAUCGAAACUACAACACUCCGGAGACAAAAACUAAAGUUAUACCGAUCCAUAAGGAUGUAGGCGAGGGAUGGUCAUUUGAUUUGGCUAUAGUUGGGCAACGUUUAGCCUUGAGUGGAUUUCACAUGAAGUGGAUGGCUACCAAGACUUGA
Mangifera indica (mango) is the source of this 1137-nucleotide messenger RNA. RefSeq names its product F-box/LRR-repeat protein At3g26922-like. Bases 1 to 1137 code for a protein of 378 amino acids. NCBI's taxonomy places the organism in Eukaryota, Viridiplantae, Streptophyta, Magnoliopsida, Sapindales, Anacardiaceae. The transcript is spliced from 3 exons. Gene Ontology annotation, molecular function: protein binding. The record is from RefSeq and is a predicted model, not a curated record.